GGGAAAGUCAACAGCAACAAAAUGCCUAAACGAUCCAAUCCAUUUGGAGACUCUUCACCAUUACAGUUUAAGACCCACGUUGGUAAGAAAGAAGUCGACAUGGGCGUUUCCAGAGAUGAAAAUAUGAAAGAGGUUUACGAAAAAACUAAGGAAAUGUUGUUCAAAGGAGCUCAAAAACAGUACGAAAUUGAUGCAAACGCGAACCAGAUCGGUUGGCAAAUGGAUGUUGAUGCAGAUCUUGGCGUGGAACCACUCCCUGGACAAAUGUGUUUUGAUAAAAACGGUCAACUGACCAUAGCACCAACACUAUCUCAACAGAAUUCUACUGAUUCCAUGAUGCCUGCUGUAAGUGUGCCCAGUAAAUUCCAAUUUUCUGAUAGUUCUUCAACCAAUGUUCCUGCCAAUGCUUGCUGCCAUUGUAGGAAACCAUUUUCUCAACAAACUUUUUCUACUCGUUGUUACUUCUGUGAUAAACGCUUGUGUUUCCCCUGCACAAGAAACUGUGAUAAAUGCAAUGAGAAAUUUUGUCAAAUGUGUUCUCUGCUUAAUUAUGAUGAAGCUUUUGAAAGGGCUUUCUGCUUCAAUUGUAUCCCUUAAUGGGGAUGAAUUUACAUUUGUAUUGUGUAUAUAUCCUAGACACUCUUUGAAUGAUAAAUCGUAAGAAUACACCAGAUUGUAAAAGAUUUGAUAGUGCUAUGUGCUGAGUAGAAAUUGCAAUUGACAACUAUGUUAUUUAUAUAUUGUGUGUUAUAACUUAUGACUAUAAUAAAUAAUGGCUUAAGCUGAACAUUGUCAAUUUGUUAGCCAACAAAAUUGAAAUAAUCAUGCAACAACUAUUGGACAAAUAACAUUGCUUAUUGACAAUUUUGUCCUGUUACUGGUGAAAAUUGUAAGCCUGUUGUUUCUAAUAAAAAUAGUAUAUCUAUAACGAGUCAGAACUACAUCAAAACAAACUCUUCAUGUCAAUUUAACCAAUUGUAUGAAUAAAUAAAAAAUAAUUUGUUUAAAAAAAAAAUUAAAUGAUUGAGAUUUCCACUAGAUAUUUCAGACUUAUUUGAUAUUUGCGGUCUAGAGAAACAGUUGUGUUGAAAGACAUAACUGACUGAUCCUAGCUCUGACAGCUAAUAUGUUGAACAAUUGUCUACCUCUAUAUUUUCUUUUGUAGAAAACUUUAUUUGUAUAGCUACUGUUUUUGUUGAGAAUUACUGUGUAAUAAAGUAUAAUUGUUUAAUCUUAAUGUUUCAAUGUCUUGAGAAAUCCCCCUUGUUCUAUCAUUGUAACUGCUAUUUCUUAUAUCAUAGUUCCCUUUCGUUAGCCCUAGCCCAUGAAGACUUGCAUAAUACUUUUGAUAUUUCAAAUAUUCCAGAUGUAAUUGACAAUUUUUUGUUUUUGAUACUUUGUUGUAAAUAACUUUUUCGUUUAUUAAAUAUUAUCUACACCUGA
Messenger RNA from Lottia gigantea (owl limpet), 1443 nucleotides. RefSeq lists its product as hypothetical. Gene Ontology annotation, biological process: extrinsic apoptotic signaling pathway. Bases 22 to 597 code for a protein of 191 amino acids. The record is from RefSeq and is a predicted model, not a curated record. NCBI's taxonomy places the organism in Eukaryota, Metazoa, Mollusca, Gastropoda, Lottiidae. The transcript has 2 exons. Gene Ontology annotation, molecular function: CD27 receptor binding.